Molecule: messenger RNA, 2409 nt
Organism: Aspergillus viridinutans
Lineage: Eukaryota; Fungi; Ascomycota; Eurotiomycetes; Eurotiales; Aspergillaceae
Exons: 8
Coding region: 1-2409 (802 amino acids)
Cellular component (GO): cytoplasm
Molecular function (GO): phosphoprotein phosphatase activity
Source: RefSeq, a predicted model, not a curated record
AUGGGUUCCACCGAACUCCCUUACAUGAAGACCAAUCCCAAAAUCAUCUUCUUCACUGAUUUUGAUGGGACCAUUACAUUGGCAGAUAGCAAUGAUUUUCUGACCGACAAUCUCGGAUACGGACGAGAAAAACGUCGCCAAGGGAAUUACGAUGUGCUCCACGGGAGAGCUAGCUUCCGUGAUGCGUUCCGCGAUAUGUUGGACAGCGUCAAGACGCCUUUCAACAAGUGCAUCGAGAUCCUUCAGGAGAACAUGAAACUUGACCCCCACUUUGUCGAGUUCUACUACUGGGCCGAGGAGAACAACGUUCCAAUUGUGGUCUUAUCGUCGGGGAUGAAGCCCAUCAUUAGUGCCUUGUUCGAGUCAUUGCUGGGACACAAGCCUCGAAGCCAUUUGCACAUUGUUUCUAACGACGUGGAGAGCCGCGACGGCAAGGACAUCAACACCGCAGGCGGUUGGAAAAUCAAGUACCACGAUGACAGUCAUUUCGGACAUGACAAAUCCUUGGAGAUUAAGCCGUAUGCUGCAUUGCCGGUCGACAAGCGUCCUACUCUGCUCUAUGCUGGAGAUGGCGUCUCCGAUCUGUCUGCUGCUGCAGAGACUGACCUUCUUUUUGCCAAAAAGGGGCAUGAUCUGGUGACCUACUGCGAGCGGGAAGGAAUGCCAUUCACCACGUUCGAAAGUUGGGAGACGAUCCUGGCCACUACAAAAGACAUUCUCAGCGGCAAGGUAUCAUUGAAGAAAGUGGCUGAAGAAGGAUUGAAGAAGGUUCGGACGGGCGUGCAGCUCGCUAUCAUCGCCUCAAUUGCAUUACUUCUUGUGGUGAUUCUAGACAAUAAAUUCCGUGUGCUACCGGCGUCCAUCCAUGGCCACCUUCCCACUCAUUAUGCUGGCUACGUCGUUACCGAUGUGACCGUGGUCACUUGCUCGUCUCUCAACCUUUUUUCCAGUUGCAAGGUCAACCCGAAGGCAUGGUCUAGAGUUGAAAAGGACCUCUAUCUGCGCUUGGGGUGGACGUCCAGUGCUUACCUACAAUUCCAACGGAAGAAGGAAGAGGAACUGCUCGCAUCUGACAAGGUGGUGAUCGACUUGAAGAUAAGCCGACUGACGCCGCAGUCCUCGAAUGACCCACAUGGAGGGCUUAUUGACUGGGAGCAGAGGCCAGGUGGCAUCUGGCUGAAGCGGACGGCCAAGCGUCAUGCGAGCGACUCGCAGAAAGUGAUCACCUCGAUCGAUGUCUUGUUCGGUGCGGACGCGGUUGAUCCGCGUGUGGGUUGGGAGGUGAAAGAUACUCCGCUGCUCCUGGAUAGCAAGACGGAGGAGUUGGAGGCCCGCAUCAGUAUUCGAAGGGGAGACCCGCCAAAGACCAAGAAGCGCAUUCCACGCAUUAAUGAGAAUGGGAAAUUCAAGAUCAUGCAACUAGCAGACCUUCAUCUGAGCACUGGACUUGGAGUGUGUCGAGACCCAGUUCCGGUAGAGCCUGUGCCCGGUCACAAGUGUGAAGCGGAUCCUCGGACCUUGGAGUUUGUGGAAAGACUCCUCGACGAGGAGAAACCCGAUUUUGUUGUCCUGAGCGGUGACCAAGUCAACGGUGAAACUUCGAGAGAUGCUCAGAGUGCGCUCUUCAAGUCUGUCAAGUUACUUGUCGAUCGCAAGAUACCCUACGCCGCCAUAUUCGGCAAUCACGACGACGAAGGCAACCUUAGUCGAGAACAGCUUAUGACCAUACUUGAAGAUCUCCCUUACUCCUUGUCGACGGCCGGCCCUGAAGAUGUGGAUGGGGUGGGAAACUAUAUUGUCGAAGUCCUCGGUCGUGGAACGACCGCGCACUCGGCUUUGACUCUGUACCUGCUCGACUCUCAUUCCUACUCUCCAGACGAACGUCAGUUCCGAGGCUACGAUUGGAUCAAACCGAGCCAGAUUCGGUGGUUCAAAAACACGGCGCAAAGCCUCAAAACAAAACACCAUGAAUACAGUCACAUGCACAUGAACAUGGCUUUUAUUCAUAUUCCGCUUCCAGAAUACCGUGAUUCCUCGAAUUACUAUAGAGGAAAUUGGUCGGAGGCUCCCACCGCACCAGGGUUCAACUCUGGUUUCAAAGAUGCCCUAGAAGAGGAAGGAAUUUUGUUCGUGAGCUGCGGGCACGACCAUGUUAAUGAUUACUGCAUGCUUAACAAGGAUCGAGAUCAGAAGCCGUCUCUCUGGAUGUGCUACGGAGGCGGUGCUGGCUUUGGAGGCUACGGAGGUUAUGGUGGCUAUGUCCGUCGUGUUCGUUUCUAUGAUUUUGACAUGAACCCCGGGCGUGUUGUGACGUACAAGCGACUAGAAUACGGCGAAGUAGAGGCCAAGAUCGACGAGAUGAUGAUCAUCGACGGAGGUGCAGUGAAAGGACCUGAUGAACAUCAUUGA